AUGCGCCCAUUAUUACAAGUAAGAUCCAAAGGUCGACCUAAUGUUUAUGCCAAUGGGAACCCAAACCAUAGAAUAGCAGUAUUUGCUGAAGAAAUUGCCAAUAAUAAUAAUAAUGAAAAAUCAGAUGAUAUAGAAGUACCAAUAGGAAAAUGUAAGAAACAACAAGCUGUAAUUAUACUAAAAGCAUCACCAAAACAAGUGAUUGAUUUAAGAAAUGGACAAAUUGUUGGUCCUUAUGAUGAAUCUAAAUCACAAGCUAAUAUAACUACAAAACCUCCACCACCACCCGUGAUCAAUGAUGAUAGUUUUAUAAAUACUUCCACAUGUUGUGGGAUUCUGAAACCUGCUAAAUCAUGUGGAUGUUGUUCAAAUAAGAGGAAACCAGUUAAUAAAUCAAAGAUUUUAAAGACUUAUUUAAAGAAACGACUUGAAAAACAAAUAAAACAAGAACCAAAUAGCGUGUUAGAAUCUGAAAAUAGGAAAUCAAACCAGGAUAUGAAACUAACAGGGAUAUCAUCGAGUCUCAAUUCCAAUAAGAAAGAAUUCGUUGCUGUUGUUCCAGUUCCAUCUUGUUCAAUUCCAGGUACUUGUUCUUGUGAUGAUAAUUGUAAAUGUGAUGGAUGUAUAGUUCAUGGAAAUGGUAACAAUUCAUCAAUUCCUAGUUUUAUACAAGAUUUAAAUUAUUUACAGAAUUUGAAUGAUAUAAAUGAUACUACCAAUCAACUUUCAAUCACUCAAAAUCAACCUCCCUUAUUUGACAACAAUAUCCUUGACAAUAACCAUACAUAUCCUUCAAUCACAUCUCAGCUACAACAACCGCAUCAACAAUCAGUACAGCCAACAAAACAAGAAAUACCGAAUUUGAGCCCAAUGGAACCUCUAAUAAUUGAUUCUCCACCUGGAAGUAUAUGUUCAUGUCCAUCCGAUGGAUGUGAUUGUACGAAUUGUGAAAUACAUGGAAAUAUCAAUGGAUAUAAAUUAGAUGAAUAUUUUCAAUCAAAACCACGAAAUGAACAAGAAAUUUUCCUUGCUGCUAUAUCUGAUUAUAUAUUAUUCCCUGAAAUGAUGAAUUCAACUAAUGGAAAACCAAUUAGAAUAUCGAAUAAUGAUUUUGAAUUUGAGGUGGAUCCUUUAUUGAUUCUGUUAUUGAAAUCUGAACCCGGUGAUAGAAAUCCGUAUCCGACAGUUAAUACUGGGAAGGGAAAUGGUUCAUGUUGUAGUAAUAAGGCGACGACGAAUACCCAGCUAGAACAGCUACAAUAUGGGACCACUAAUAUCCAAUUUGAAAAUCAUGUUUAUAAGAAUAGUAACCAGCCGAAUGCCAUGGAUACAUCAUGGCGUCCAGAAACAUCAGUCGCUGGGACUUGUUGUAGCUCGGAGAAUCAAUAUUCAAUCGGUUCUUUAACUACUCCAGGAAACCAAAGCUCUUGUUGCAAGAAGAGUUAUUAA
Hemisphaericaspora subhashii is the source of this 1449-nucleotide messenger RNA. It is a transcript of the gene MAC1, whose product is annotated as Mac1p. The record is from RefSeq and is a predicted model, not a curated record. Bases 1 to 1449 code for a protein of 482 amino acids. Lineage: Eukaryota; Fungi; Ascomycota; Pichiomycetes; Serinales; Debaryomycetaceae. The transcript has a single exon.